AUGAGUACCUGCCGGCACCCCCACGUGCUGUCCCUCUCCCACCGUGGGUACAUACAAGGCGCCACGAUCUCCUCCAAGCAAACGGGGACCCCGCUCUGCCAUUUCUACGGAGGAGUGCGUUAUGCGCUAGCUCCAGCCAGCCGCUGGAGGAGAGCUCAUGCAUUGCCCUCGACCUUCACUUACGGAACAAAGGACCAACCGGGCCUCUGUGAGGAAGGGGCCAGCGUCUGUCCCCAACCGGGAUUCCGAGGUCCUGCAGAUGAAAGCCGAUGGAACGAGGAUUGCUUCCAAUGCAAUGUCUGGGUGCCAAUUGGAGAGCCUCCAAAAGAGGGCUGGCCUGUCUUUGUCUUUAUCCAUGGCGGAUGGUUGCAAUUUGGCACCCCGAAUACGGUAUCUGUCUCCUCACUACUGGGCGAAACCGAGUUCAAAUGUGUGAUGGUGAUGCCUGCAUAUCGCCUGAACGUGUUUGGAUUCCUGUAUUCAGCCGAAGUACAGGAUGAUGCAUCUGCUGCAGGAGAGACGGUGGGCAACUUUGGCUUUUGGGACCAACGGUUAGCCUUAGAAUGGAUCAAGGAGAACAUCAGCCUCUUCGGAGGGAAUCCAGACAACGUCACUUUGGCCGGAUAUUCAGCGGGUAUGAAAACCAAAAUAAUACGAUGGGGCAUUGCUGACAUUCAGACAGGAGCCUACUCUGUCUUCUACCAAAUAGCGUACGAGGUGCGCCUCCCUGAAUCGCAGGCUAUCAUCAAGCAGGCCUGUAUCUGGUCAAACGGCCCCGGGAUGCAGCCGAAAUCACUCCCAGAAACCCAAAAGCAGUUCGACCAGCUGGUCUCCGCGCUCGAGAUCCCUGUCCAUCUCACCCCAACAGAGAAGAUGGCACAGCUCCGGAGCAUCCCCGCGAAAAAGCUCCUCGCCGCCGCCGCAAGCAUUCCCCUGCACCAGUUCCGGCCGGCGACAGACUCGUGCUUUGUGUCGCGGGGCCUGUUCGCCACCCUUAACAGCGGCGAGUUCGGCCGCGCCCUUGCCGCCCGCAACAUCCGCCUCCUCCUGGGCGAAUGUCGCGACGAACACGCCCUGUAUGCCCUCUGGUUCCCGCCGCGGGCGGACUCGCUGCCCGCCCUCCGCGAACGCCUACUAGCAGACUACCCAGCCGAAAAUGUCGACAAACUCAUACCCCUCUACUACCCGGAUAACAGGCUGCCCCCGCUCUGUGCCGACUGGAGGAGCCAAGGGUUCGGCCGCAUCUACGCCGACAUGCAAGUGCACACCGUGCAGCGCGGGCUGGUCGCUUCUCUCGCCCGCGCGGGCGCCUCCCACCUACUCCACCGGUAUCGAAUCGAGUACCGCCUGCGCUGCGUGGACGAGGUAUACCCGCCCGAAUACGGGGUCACGCACUCCACAGACCAGUACAUCUGGUUCUGGGGGAAUGGGUUUUCCAUCUCCGAGCAGGAAAAGAAAACGAUCAGCGAGGCGUUGAUUGGUCCGUUGGUACGGUUCGUUCGCGGGGAGGAUAUUCGUGCGACAUGGGGGACUAGUGGUCAUCGACAGCUUCGCCGGCUGCGAAGUGAUGGAAGGGUCGAUAUUUGGGAGGACGAGCUGUGGGAGGAUGCCAUGCGGGUGUGGACUGCUUUAUCGAGCGUUAGACCUAGACUAUAA
Messenger RNA from Penicilliopsis zonata CBS 506.65, 1656 nucleotides. RefSeq lists its product as hypothetical. The transcript has 3 exons. The record is from RefSeq and is a predicted model, not a curated record. Bases 1 to 1656 code for a protein of 551 amino acids. NCBI's taxonomy places the organism in Eukaryota, Fungi, Ascomycota, Eurotiomycetes, Eurotiales, Aspergillaceae.